Molecule: messenger RNA, 5308 nt
Organism: Cavia porcellus (domestic guinea pig)
Lineage: Eukaryota; Metazoa; Chordata; Mammalia; Rodentia; Caviidae
Gene: Epn2
Product: epsin 2
Exons: 8
Coding region: 1721-2980 (419 amino acids)
Biological process (GO): endocytosis
Cellular component (GO): clathrin vesicle coat; endosome; plasma membrane
Molecular function (GO): phospholipid binding; clathrin binding
Source: RefSeq, a predicted model, not a curated record
UGGCCUUAAAUUCACUAUAUAGCCAAGACUGGCCUUGAAUUUGUAGUGAUCCUUCUGCCUCAGCCUCCCAGGUGCUGUGAUUGCAGGUGUGUGCCACUGUGCCUGACAACAUUUGUGUAUUAAAACCAGGCCUGGUUAUCUUCUGUUGGGCCCUCUCUGGUCCUCCCUCUGUACCUUUGCCUGUGUGAUUCAUUCUGCAUGGAUAGCUACCCCCAAAUCAGGCAAGCUGCUCAAGGUAUACAGUCCAUGUGAAUCUCUAUUCUUUUUCAUCUCUGGUAUGAAUUAAAAAUAAAAAUCAUUGUCUUUAUUUAAUAAUUUUUUAUACCCUGGAUGAAUUUUCAGCAACAAGUGCUACCUGGAAUUGCAGUUCAUCCUUAACUGUUUGGUAUGAGCAUUGCUUUCCAUAUUCUUCACCUGUCCUGUGAUGCCAUGGAGGUACUUUUCUGUUUUUUCUUGUGUUAACUGUUAGGUAGGUGGAUUUGGAAUGCACCCAUUUGGAAUCUAGCCAUACCCUGCAGGAGCAGAGGCAACCAGUUGCUGAGAAGCCUCCUUGCAUGAGAGCAGCCAUAGUGGGAUGGUGUCUCAUGCGUUUGACUGUUGUCUUAUUGGGUAGUAAUGUGCUGGUGUUUGGGGACUGCUUUCUAGCAUGAACUAGAUGUCAUUUCAUCCCUCCUCUUUCUCACUGCCCUGACCAUGGAUAUCUGUCAUAUUCUGUCUAUUAAUCUCAUUUUGUCACUUCAGACUAGUGCUAAUCUUUUGAUUAUUUUUUUUCCAUUUCUUUAUUGUGACAGAGUCAUGCUGUGCAGUUCAUGCUAACCUUCAAUUCACUUUGUAGCCCACUGGCCUCAAACUCACAGCAAUCCUCCUACUUCAGCCUCUCACGUGUUGGGAUUGCAGGCGUGUACCACAGUGCCAGGCUUUGAUUGAUUUCUUUCCCGUUAGCCUAUACCUAUAUCCAGCCUCAUUUUUACCCUUGCUCUUGGUUCUAGAGCUUAGAUGCCAGCUUGCCUGCAGGUCAUACCUGAGUUUUUGUCAAGGCAAAUGAAGCCUUCCCUGGUUGACCUUGGUGUCACCUCCUUCUCUCUCUCUCUCUCUCUCUCUCUCUCUCUCUCUCUCUCUCUCUCUCUCAUACACACACACACACACACACACAGACACACAGUAUGUCUGGGUCCUUGUCCUUGCACAAAAGCACCUCAGAUCUCAGGUCUGUUCAUGUCUGCCCACAGUGCAAGGCUUUAGGUUCUGCCUUUGUAGCUCAUCCCACCUGUGCUCUAGGCUCUUACAUUCCCUUUGACACAUUGUUUCCUGAGUUCCUAGCCACACCUUGCUUUUAAUCUUUGGAGCUGGUGAAGGAGAGUAGCUGGUAGGGCAGUAGAACAUGCUCAAGUCUGGCCUGUAGAAGGCGUAGGGCAGAGUUGCUCAAACUACUUUUGCCAAGGAACAUUCCUUUAAUUCCUAGUCUGUCCUGGUCAGAUACUUGUGUGUCAGUGUUUGGAUGUUGUAGCAGUGUCCGAUGGCUAUAAAAAGCGCCUCACUGUAUUUGUCUUGUCACAGACCACAUGCUUUACUCUGUGAACUGGCAUGUGGCCUGGGUCACAUCAAAAGGCCUGUUGGGUUUUACUCACCCAGAUGGGGAGCUGGGGAGAGGUGGUUUGAAUGUAGGACAGAGUCCAACUGAAUUAAGGAUGAGAAGGAUUAGGAGGAUCGCUCUGGCUAUAUGUGGGGUUGGGCAGGAACAGGAUACUGCCCUGGUCCAGAGGAAGACCAUGUGCUGCAGGAGUGUGGGAAGUGGCCAGGCCUUUCGGAGCAACUUACUGAAGCCACCUCCCCGCGAGUGUCCUCUGAGCUGGAGCAGGCCCGACCACAGACUAGCGGAGAAGAGGAGCUACAGUUGCAGCUGGCACUUGCCAUGAGCAGAGAAGUGGCAGAGCAGGAAGAACGCCUUAGGCGAGGUGAUGACCUCAGAUUGCAGAUGGCCUUGGAAGAAAGCCGGAGAGACACAGUUAAAGUUCCAAAAAAGAAAGAGCACGGCUCCCAUCCACAGCAGACUACUCUUUUGGACUUAAUGGAUGCUCUGCCCAGCUCUGGCGCUGCUGCCCAGAAGGUGGAACCCUGGGGCCCAUCAGCACCUGCUAAUCAGACCAACCCCUGGGGUGGACCAGCAGCUCCUGCAAGUUCUUCAGAUCCCUGGCCAUCAUUUGGUGCCAAGCCGGCGGCCUCUGUGGACCCAUGGGGAAUACCCACCACGGCUAGCACACACUCUGUUCCCCAGAACUCUGACCCUUGGGCAGCUUCACAACUGCCUGCCCCCACUGCUGGGAAAGCAACAGAUGCCUGGGGUGCACCCUCAGCUGGCAAGCCUGUGUCCGCCUCGGGGUCCUUUGAACUCUUCAGUAAUUUCAAUGGUACAGUUAAAGAUGACUUUUCUGAAUUUGACAACCUCCGAACUUCAAAAAAAACAGCCGAGUCUGCACCCUCUCUGCCAUCCCAGAACAGUGGAAGUACAAGCCCUGACCCCUUUGAGUCUCAGCCCCUGACUAUGGCCUCGAGCAAGCCCAGCAGUGCCCGGAAAACACCCGAGUCCUUCCUAGGUCCCAACGCUGCUUUGGUGAACUUGGACUCACUGGUGACCAGGCCUACUCCACCAGCCCAGUCCCUUAACCCCUUCCUAGCACCAGGUACCACCACCACCUCGGCCCCUGUUAACCCCUUCCAGGUGAACCAGCCCCAGCCACUGACGCUGAACCAGCUGAGGGGGAGCCCAGUCUUGGGGAGCAGCACAUCCUUCGGGCCUAGCACAGGGGUGGAGCCCAUGGCUGUGGCCCCCAUGACUUCAGCAGCCCCACAUCCAGCUCUGGGGGCCACUGGCUCCACCUUGACACCACUGGGCCCCACAACAAUGAACAUGGUGGGCAGUGUGGGCAUGCCUCCAUCAUCAGCACAGGCCCCCGGCACAACCAAUCCUUUCCUUCUCUAGUGUCCUGGGCCUGGGACACACCCGGAGCACCUGUGCCAGAGGACACUGAGCGAGGACUCUGUGUGGGGUAGUGGCUGAGAGUGUGACCUGGGGGUACUGGGGCCUUUGGUUCCGGCUUCCUGGUAAAAGGAUUGUCCUUUAUUACCCUGGCCCUCAGACUUGAAUGGCAUGUGGCACGUGUCCUUGCCUUUCCCUGGCCUGACCAGGCUCCUCUGAGGCCUUGGAUGCAGAAUGAAGUUGUCAGUGUUGUCCUCAUCGGCAACCUCAGCCCAGUGUCCCUAAAUGCUGCCUAGCCCAGAAUUUGGGACAGUCACCUUGUCUCUGUCUCCCACGACCCAGCCCCAGUCCUGGGUAUGGACGGGAUAAAACGCCAGCCCCAUUCUACACUGACCUUGGCGAAGUGGUUGUGCAUAUUUUAUUUCCCUUUGACUCAUGUGUGAGUUCAAAGUAAACACUACCACCAUGGACAACUUGUGAAUUAAAUCCACUAGAGCGAGCUUUAAAACUAAUCUGAGCAUAACCCUGCCAUGUGGCUCUAUGCUUGUACACGUUUGCACAUAUUUUGUUUAGUACAGUUUCAUAUUUGAGUUUGCAGAAUUAUCUAAUAGUCUUUUUUUGGCUAAUAUUUUUAUAAUGUGGUUCUUAUUUAACUGUCUAGUUUUGAUAGAAUUUACCAGGUCUGGCUGAAUUAAGAUCUUGGCAUAUGUCAUUUUAGUGGUUUAAAUCCUCUUAUUUAUGGUUUUAACUCUGUAAAAAAACUUAAAAAGGAGGAGAUGUUUGGAUGAGAAAAAUAUGCCUUAUGGGGAACCUAAAACAAAUUCUUUAUAGGAAAAAAUACACGAAUUUGAUUACACAAAAAUGAUGUUUAUUUAAGGGAAAAACCCACCUCUACCAGUAACAAAAACCUGCUGCCUCCAGUUGCCUUUUCCUUUCUCUAGCUCCCUCUUUGUGAACUACCAAACCAAUCAGCUCUCAGCCCUUUUGGCUGGGUCCUGAGAGAGGCUUUAUUUCUUACCAGUAUACCAACGUCCCAAAAGAUAAAGGAAACAAAUUAACAUGAAUGUGACUCACCAGUUUUUAUCAACUAAUUCCUUUUUUAAUUAAAGGCACACAGGGAUUAAUAGGGGCUUCUGUUUACAGUGUGGGGAAAGUGGAGGGUGCACCUUAGCCUUGCAUCUGUGCUCUCCUCUCACUGGGUCCUCACUCAGGGUAACAACAGGAUCAGUGGAAACAGUGGUUGUCUCGGGUGGGAGGGGCUUUUGUGCCCACGGGUCCCCGGGGACAGUCCCCCUGACUGAGAUGGGGACCAGGGCUUGCUUUGAACCACCUACCUGCCAUCUCCAGACACAGGUUGCAGGCUGAGAAGUAGUCAUCUCUUAUUUUGGAGAUGAGAGAAUUCAUUGUCACCUUGGAUAGAUUUUAACAAACAUGCACUAAUAUUAUCUCCCUCUUCCAACCUCCUGCUGUCCUCACCCUACUCACCACUGUGAAAGAAGUAUUAAGUCCCAAAUUACAGACCAGAGAAGACCUGCUUUUACCCAGGGAAGGGUCAGUCCUCCUGAGUCCUCCUGUAUGUCCUGGCAGCCUGGUGGGUAUUUCUGGCUUGCUUUGCAAAACAGACUUCUAAUCUCCAGCUCCAAGGGCAGCAAACCACCUGGCUGCUCCUCUCUGGUUCCAGAAAGAGAUCCAACCCUUAGUGCCAGCGCAAGAGGGAUUGCAGUGUCCCUGGGCUGGAGGAGGCUAUGAGGUCACUGAGUGAGGACUGCUCUGGUCCUGUGUGAGACUCCGCCCUCCCCCUUGCUCCAGUCCCUAAUUCCUGAUCAGCUACCCUUCCCAGCACUGCAGGCCUGUGGCUGGCCUUAGACUCCAGUGUCAUUCAGGGAGGCUGGUAGAGGGUGAGUGGAGGGUACCUGCCCGCGAUGGUGCUUUCCCUCCAGGGUUGUACAGCCUGGCAGCGUAUAGGGCAGUGCAUCAGACCCAGCUCCUGGGGUCAGUGAUUCUUUGGAAAUAGACAAAAGCCCUUCCUGAUAAGACCAACACCCCAACACAACAACCACGGGCCACCAGGGUCUGAGAAGAGCCCCUCACCCUGCCUCCUGGCACAGGCCAUCCUGAGCGCACAUUGUUCCUGCUGCCCGCUGCACUGAUCAUGAAGCCACCGGCCACUGCGAGUUGCACAUGUGCCACCGUACCCCUCCUGAUGAGCACCAAGGUGGAGGAAGUCACCCAGCCAUUUCUCAAUUCCGGGGGCCGGUGGCUGGUUUUGAACUUGUGUUGACUGUUGAUACUUAUUUACUGUAUAAAUAUAAUUUAUCAUUUGUAUCAUGA